Klebsormidium nitens is the source of this 3193-nucleotide messenger RNA. NCBI's taxonomy places the organism in Eukaryota, Viridiplantae, Streptophyta, Klebsormidiophyceae, Klebsormidiales, Klebsormidiaceae. The record is from the annotation of a GenBank genome assembly.
AUGGAGGGCCUGAUAGAUGUGUACGAGAAUGCAGGCCUCUUUAAGGUCGACCCUUCUAGGAGCGUGCAAGUUGGGACAUCAGAGAAGCUAGCUGAAAAUGUGCCCAUCUUGUUUGAAUCGCUUCGCUUCAAGGGAAGCCCAGGGACAAAGAACGGGGAGUCAGUGAUUAUGGAGUAUGCAGAAUUCAAGGCGCUCUUUGAUGAAUCGACGCUGGGCGUCUUGCAAAAGGUCGAUGACUGGGACAAUUGCAUGGUCGCUGGGGGUCAGGUCCUGGCUUGCCUCCGCGGCUUGGACCCCUCCAUCGACAAGCCCUCCGACAUCGACAUCUUCAUGUACGGUCUUGAAGAGACCGAACAGUGGCUCGCACGUGUUCAUAAACUUUUGAGCCAGAUUCACGAGGGCUACAAGAUUGCGAACCAGUGCAACCCCGACGAUCGCCCGUCUGUGUUCAUCGACGUUGUUCGGACUGACCACACGCUGACGCUUAUCCCCAAGUACGAAGUGGAAAUCGACGAUGAGUGGGUGUCGUUGCCCAAAGUCCAGAUUGUGACGCGAAAGUUUGAUAAUGCUGCAGCCGUCCUGGCGUGUUUUGAUGUUGACUGCUGCUGUGUCGCCUUCGACAACACCAAGGUUUGGGCCAGCCCACGUGCGGUCCGUGCGCUGCGCACUGGUGUCAACCUCAUCGACCUCAAGUUUCGGAGCGCCACUUUCGAGAACCGUCUACUCAAGUACUCCCGGCGCGGGUUUGCGGUGCAAGACCCGGAGAUGCGGGGCCACGCACUCGCGUGUCUAGACAACUACUUUGGCGGAGAUCAAGGCGUCAAGGAGAAAGUGGACCUGGAAAACCUGGUGCGCUGCAUCCGGCGCAGCACCGGGCUGCUGAAGCUGCUGCUAGCGGACUUGGCGGGGAGGCGGGGCGUCAUCUGGGCGGGUGUGAUCGUCGAUUCGGCCUCUUUUGACGGCGACAACUCGAAGCACGGCUUUCGGCAGAAGUACAGCGAGCACCCAAAAGGAGGCGAGAACCCGGAGCACGGUUUCGAAGAGGAGUACGGCGAGGAGGCGUUUGACCCCGCGCAGGGCCCGGUGGUGUUCCACCCGCCGCUGCUGCACGAGCCGUGGAUGGCCAAGUACGAGCACCGCCAGCUGGAGAAGCUGCUCGCGCACUGGGAGGACCUCAGCGGGGAGCUCAAAGUCGACUUCUCGCGCGCGGGGCCCGAGAUUAACAGCAGCCGCGAGGCCUGGGAGCGAGGCGUGUACGAGAACAGCUUCGAGAACAUCGAGGCGCUUCUGAAGCUGCCGCCCCCUCAGCCUGUCACGUCCAGCGCCCCCGCCAAUGAGCCCUCCCCUGAGCAAGCAGAAAGCAGCAAAAGGCCAAAGCCGAACCCGGGCGCUGAAAGGCCCCGGGCGAAUAAAGGCAGCCCCCUUCUGGCACUGCCGAAUCUGCUGCUGUUCGACAUUCUGAACCGAUGCACGGGCGAGGCUCUGGCCGCCGCCGCAGCCACGUGCACCACCCUGGAGCGCACCAUCGCGCUGGGGGGGGUCUGGAAGCACGCGUGCCUGCGGGACUUCGCCCCCCCCGGGCCGGCCACUCCGCUCCCCGACGUUCCCCCUCAGGAGUGGGGUCAGGCGUACCGUGAACUGCGCAGUCUCGCGAAGAUGGGGUGGGCGGAAUGGGACGUGAACCCGAUGCGCGCACAAGCCGCGUGGCGCGAGAAGAGCGCGGAGAAUGGGCUGGAGUACGCGAAGAACGUGCCGCUGCCGUGCGACAGGCACGCGAACGCGGUCUUUGGGGACAAGCUGAUUCUAACGGGCGGCACCCGCCACAAGGUGGGCCUGGCCGGCACGUUCGUCUUCGACUUCCGCGCGAAGCAGUGGUCCAAAGUGCCCACCAAGCUGCGCCGCCGCUUCCUAGACGGCGUCACCGUCAAAGCCGUCGACUGGGAGCUCCCGGCGCGCCGCGGCCACACGAUGACGCCCAUCAACGGCCACGAGGCGCUCAUCCUGUUCGGCAAGCGCGGGCUGACGCCCGCCGAGCUGCAGCGCGUGCGGCGGGCCUCGCAGCGGGCCGGGAAUGCGCCGAACGACUUGGACGCGAUCCAAGCGGGGUGGGCGCGCGCGAACGAAGAACUGGACGCAAUCUGGGGCGCGGAGGCGCUCCACGGGUUAUGCGCCGACGCGUACGUCUUAGAUGUUGACACGUGGACGUACGAGAAGCUGGAGGCGCGGGGGAUCCCCCCGGCGCCCCGGAAGGGCCACACGGCGGUCGCGCAUCCGGACGGGAAGUCGGUCGUCGUUUUCGGGGGCCUGCUGAGCUCGAAGGAGCGGGUGGUCGCGGACGCCGACGAGCAGUGUAUUUCCACCGCGGGGCUGCACGUGCUGGCCCAGGAGUGUGAAAAGGGGCGCCGGGUGUGGGUUUGGCGGGAGGUGGAAACUACCGGGGAGGCGCCGCAUGAGCAGCAUGGGCACGGCGCGUGUGUGGUGGGCGACCGGAUGAUUGUGCUGGGCGGCCGAGAGGGUACCGGGCGGAACGCCGGAAACCGUGUAAAGCUAUGGAGUCUCAACUUGAAGUCGAUGCACUGGUCCCAGCCCCCGGUUGACCAGUCGGAGUCGCCGCCCGUCCUUCGCCUCUACUGCGGAGGCCCAGUUGUUGUGGGCGACAACGUCAUCCUAGUUGUCGGCGGCGUUCGCGUUGUCUACUUCAACCUGCGAGACUCUAAAUGGCGGUACGAGGACUAUAACAGCGAGCUUCGGGUCAAAAGCUUCGACGUCGAGAGGAACGUCACUCAUUCCAGAGCUCCGGUUGCGAGGGCGGGCCACACGCUAGCGCGAUACGGUUUUUCCAUCUACAUGGUGGGGGGGGAUGUGAAGAGCCACAAUGUGUUCGAGAACAUGCCGGUCCUUGACCUGCUGGGUUAUGAUGUCACGCCGAGGGCCUGAAGGGGUGAUUAAGACAAGCAGACGUAAAAUAUGGUUUGAAUAAAGAGGCUGUCCAUGUCAGGUUGCAUAAGGUUGUUCGGACACUUGUUUCUCAUGCCGCAGCUUCUUGUGUUUGCUUGACCUGCAUGUUUAUAUAAACACAAUCCAAAGUGAAAAUAGAAGGUUCGCCGUGCUUGAGCGACAGAACACGAGGACAAUUCAUGUAUUUUAGAUUGGUCACUUCCAUCAUAGAAGUCCAGAAUCAUUUCAAUCCGGU